UCAACCGGAACGGACCGGACCUGACCGGGGUAAACCUUCCACGCAACGGGAAGCCAGAUAUUCUCUGCUAUAGACAGUCCUCAGAUCGGAUACUAUCGAUAUAGUGAGUGCCAGUGUUUCUGCUCCUCUCAAGCUACCAGAACAUUGAAACGGACAAUCAAAUGGCAAACGUGAAACCCAACCUUGCCAUCCUGACGCUUAUUACCCUGUGCAUUGCGCACGUGCGCGCCUUCGUUGUCAAGGAUGGUAACUGCACACUCGUGACAACCAAUCUGCCGGUGGUGGAGAGCUUUGAAGUGGAAAAGUACAUCGGAAAGUGGUACGAGCUGGAACGGUACGAGCAGCCAUUCCAGCGCAAUCAUGACUGCGUGACGACCCAGUAUCGGCGCAGCGAACCAAUCGGCAAACUGCAGGUCACGACACGGGGCUUCUUCAACGGAACGCACCGUAACUUCACCGACAUUGGUGUGUUCAGCGACGUAAGCAAUCCGAAGGAGGCCAAAUUCAAGAUAAACCUAGCCAAAGCGACCAACACUUCCAACUAUUGGAUCGUCGACACGGAUUACACGAACUAUGCGAUCGUCUACACCUGCACACCGAUCGUGGAAUCGGACCAAUCGGUCGAAGGCUACUGGUUGCUGUCUCGUACGAGCAAACUUACGGACACGAAGGAGGUGCUGGAGCGCGUGAAUUAUCUACGAUCGACCUACUUCGAGCCAGGACACAUACGUCGGACCAACCAGACGGAGGAACUCUGUGGCAAGGAGCCGGAACAACCAGUAACACCCAGCACGAUGAUUUUGCCUCCACUGUAGAGACGACUGCCCCAAUACCGAGAGUGACGACCAUCACCACCAGCAUCGUUCAUCUAUCAUUAAGCGUCAAUUAGAAUGUAAGCAUCCAAUCUGACCUCUGACCUUCGAUGGUUGAUGUAUUGGACUGGUAGACGAGAGCGCUAUCACCAGAGCCAGUCAGCGCAUGUGUGUGUGUGUGGAUGGCUACAAUUGGAAUACAAAUAAACAGAUUCAUUGGUUCGCCGAC
Messenger RNA from Anopheles darlingi, 1041 nucleotides. RefSeq names its product apolipoprotein D-like. Bases 162 to 815 code for a protein of 217 amino acids. The transcript has 4 exons. NCBI's taxonomy places the organism in Eukaryota, Metazoa, Arthropoda, Insecta, Diptera, Culicidae. Gene Ontology annotation, molecular function: pigment binding. The record is from RefSeq and is a predicted model, not a curated record.